Pelodiscus sinensis (Chinese soft-shelled turtle) is the source of this 1511-nucleotide messenger RNA. NCBI's taxonomy places the organism in Eukaryota, Metazoa, Chordata, Testudines, Trionychidae. The record is from RefSeq and is a predicted model, not a curated record.
GGUGGUCCCGCCUCCUAAUUUGGGCUGCAGCCCAGGCACCGCAGCCCGAUCCCCGCCAGUCCAGCGAGCGGUCAUGGGCUCGGGUCCGCGCUGCUCGCUCGCCGCCCGCGGGCUCCUGGCGCUGCUGCUGCUGGUGGUGCUGCCGCGGCCCGGAAGAUCAUGUGAAAUACUAAGACUAGAAAAUGGCAAGGUUGUUUUAACAGACACGAGGACUCACAUGCGAGCAGACUUCUCCUGCAAUGAAGGGUACAGAUUAAUUGGAGCGACUUCUGCCCAAUGUUAUAAACGAAGUAAAACUGGUUGGAAUGAGAGUGUUCCAGUUUGCCAAGUUUCAGUUCAGUGUCCGAAGCCAAAGGUACAAAAUGGAAAUGUGGUCAAUGCACUGGAUGACAAAAUGUGGUACAAUGUGACUGAAACCAUUCCCUUCAAAUGCUCUCCUGACUACCAGCUUUCAAACCAUUCCCACCUGCCUGCAGCAGACAGAUUUAAUAUUACUUGUUUAGCAGACGGCAACUGGACAGAGAUACCACAGUGUGAAAAGCGAAGCACUACUGAUGCAUGCAAGCUGGUUCCGAAGAGAGAAGAGUUUAUGGAGUGUGAUGUGCCUCUGGAGCAUCUGAAAAUGCUGCUGCAAGUGCAGAAACUCUACCUGGAGAUUGAAAAACUGAUGCACGAACCAAAGUCAGACUGAGUAGCUGAGACCUGUGAUCCAUAGUGUGAUACUGUCUCCCUUUUGGGUGCAGAUCAUAUAAUUACACUACAAAAGGAUGAUUCUUACUGAUUUCAUAAAACUUGCUAAUGUAGCAAUAACUCUGAAUAGGCGGUAAAUAGAGAUUAGAUUUCCUUCCUCGGUAUUGGUUUUCAGGGGAGGGAGGUUCUUUCCAUUUAAAUUUCACAAAUUUGUAUUUCCACAGAUACCCUAGGAAUUUCUGGCCCUUGUUGGGAUUAUUGUAAAGGACUGAAAUCAAAUUUUGUUUUACUUAGUUAAUGAAAUAGCUUGGCAGCUGAUCAGUUGAUACACUCUACAGAUCCUAUGCAAAAAGGAAUAUAAGACUAAGUUCAGCUUUCAAUGUAUGCAGCAGUUGCAGGAUGUGAAGAAUGUUAAUGCACCAAAACAUCCCCAUUCACCACUUUGAAUUUGUAUUUAACUGCUCAGUUCCCACAUAUGCUAAGAGUAGUGAUAAUAAAAUGCUUGUUCUACUUCCAAAACAGAAGUCAGGAAAGCCUAUUCUCUCCCUUGUCCAGUCAAUUAUAAAGUCAGCAGGAUAUUUGCUUUUAGGGGGACAACCUUCCCAAACUAAGCUAUUUAUGGAAUCCUUUAUCACCUGUGGCACUUCUGUAGCUGUCCUCUGACACACCAGGAAUAGCUGACAGAGGGCUAAAGUGUAGAGAAGCAAUCAGUUGAGCCUUUCCCCCAUUAUUCAGUAAAUGAUACUGGUGUUCUAACCUAUACUUUUGUGAUUAAGCAAUUUUUCUGCCCUUAGGGGCUACAAUAAAAUAGUUGAUUUUUU